AUGGCAAACCGGGGCUAUGACGUGGUCGUAGAUGUGGAUGCCGAGGGCGACCUUGGCCAUACGGACCUUCAGGAGGACCUUGAGUUUCAUCCUUCCAACUUUGAGAACGAUCAACGAGCUGCCAAAGUGCAACAAGACUCUGCUCCAUUCCUCGGUGGAGGCUCCUCCCGAGUCCGUGACAGGUCACCUGGUGGCACACCGACCAAGCUUACCUUGUGGUCCAUCCACUAUUACGCCCGGUUCUUCGAUGUUGACACGAAUGAGGUUCUACGACGAUGCGUUGCGGCCGUGUAUCCACGCAGCAACUUCCUCGACGUUCUCGAAGGCAACGCCGAUCUGUACGGUCCGUUCUGGAUCGCGACCACUGUGGUCGUGAUUCUCUUUUUGACUGGGACUAUUUCGCAAUGGCUCUCAAACAACGAAAAAGACCAUUUCGAGUACGAUUUCACCCUUCUUUCUGGGGCUGCAGGAUUAGUCUAUGGAUACACGGGUAUUCUGCCGAUUGCUUUGUGGGGAGCUCUGCGGUGGUUCGGUAGCUCCACCGCUGACUUGAUCGAGUGUUGGGCGUUGUACGGGUAUUCGAACUUGAUCUGGAUCGCGGUCGCGCUCGUCAGCUGGAGCCCCUUGACAGCUCUCAACUGGGCCCUUGUUGGAGUCGGGUUUGGCUGGACCGUCUUCUUCCUACUACGCAACAUGUAUCCCGUGUUGAAUGCUACAGAUGCUAAGGCCAGCAAGAUGCUAUUGAUCCUGGUCAUCGUGCUGCAUGCGGGCUUCGCUAUUGCCAUCAAGAUCUUUUUCUUUGCCCAUGGCAGUCCGGUCUCUAAGCAGAAAGACCACGACGACGAUGAUCACGAUGACCAUGAUGACCAUGAUGACAAGAGACGAAUGCUGGGAAUGUAG
Aspergillus tanneri is the source of this 900-nucleotide messenger RNA. RefSeq names its product Yip1 family protein. Gene Ontology annotation, cellular component: Golgi apparatus; membrane. Lineage: Eukaryota; Fungi; Ascomycota; Eurotiomycetes; Eurotiales; Aspergillaceae. Gene Ontology annotation, molecular function: small GTPase binding. Gene Ontology annotation, biological process: vesicle-mediated transport. The record is from RefSeq and is a predicted model, not a curated record. The coding region runs from base 1 to 900 and encodes 299 amino acids. The transcript is spliced from 4 exons.